AUGCCAGUUGUUGCAGGUCCUCCCGCAGGGGGUCCUGUCGGUCCCUCAACCUUCGACAAGAUGAAAAUGGGCGCUAUGAUGGGUUCCACUGUCGGUGGAAUCAUGGGUUUCAUUAUCGGAACUGUGACGAUCUUCCAGUACGGCGCUGGUCCUAACGGCGUCAUGCGCACUCUGGGCAAGUACAUGCUGGGCUCCGGUGCGACUUUCGGUCUUUUCAUGUCCAUCGGCAGUGUUAUCCGUACCGAGGGUCCUCACAACGAUGCCUGGCUCCGCGCCCGAGGCCCCCCUAUGAUUCUUCCUCGGCAGACCCCUCUGCGCUCGAUGCGCCAAUAA
Penicillium canariense is the source of this 333-nucleotide messenger RNA. Its product is annotated as MGR2/ROMO1 family protein. The record is from RefSeq and is a predicted model, not a curated record. Gene Ontology annotation, biological process: protein insertion into mitochondrial inner membrane; protein import into mitochondrial matrix. Gene Ontology annotation, cellular component: TIM23 mitochondrial import inner membrane translocase complex. The transcript has 5 exons. NCBI's taxonomy places the organism in Eukaryota, Fungi, Ascomycota, Eurotiomycetes, Eurotiales, Aspergillaceae. Bases 1 to 333 code for a protein of 110 amino acids.